Messenger RNA from Rubroshorea leprosula, 1826 nucleotides. NCBI's taxonomy places the organism in Eukaryota, Viridiplantae, Streptophyta, Magnoliopsida, Malvales, Dipterocarpaceae. The record is from the annotation of a GenBank genome assembly.
CUCUACUAAUCGGAGGACGGAAUCCUCGAGUUUUCUCAGAAGUAAAGUUCACGAACAAUGCCGACAAUUGAUUGCCGCAACUCGUCUCCUUUGAAAGAGAUUGUGGCCGUCAAAUCGGAGAGGAGCGGCGGGGCUGGUGGAUCUGAAGGCGAUUCCACUUUCGGUAAACGGAGGUUGACAUUUGAUGCGGCGGCCGGCCAGGACAGCCCUACGUCUACUCCGACUAAGUUGAAAUCGCUUCGCGGAUGCAGGAAUUCAAGUCCAAACAGUCCUUUAGAUGGGAGCAAGGAAGAUUCUGGUAAAAGAUUACCAAGCUUGUGCAGAUCGCCGGUGAAGAGAUUGCACGACAGUGUUGAUCGUAAACAGAAUUGGAAUCCAAGUGAUCCGGGGCAAAUGAGUGCUGUAAAGGAGGCACUCCAUGUGUCUACAGCACCACAGACUGUUGUCUGCCGUGAAGACGAGCAGAAAAGGAUUUUAGAAUUUUGCAAGACUUGUUUGGAACAAGAGAAGGCUGGGAGUUUGUACGUAUGUGGAUGCCCAGGGACUGGAAAAUCAUUGUCGAUGGAAAAAGUAAAGCAACAAGUGGUUGACUGGGCAAGAGAUGAAGGAUUACAGCCACCUAAUGUAAUAACAAUAAAUUGUGCUUCUUUAACAAACACAACUGAGAUUUUCAGCAAGAUAGCGGAUAAGCACCAACAAAAGAAGAAAACUUCACCUUUGCAACAUCUUCGGGACAUUUAUUCUCAAAAGCAGCAGUCAUCUGACUCAAAGAUGAUGGUUAUAAUUGCAGAUGAGUUGGAUUAUUUGAUAACAAGGGACCGGGCUGUCCUUCAUGAUCUUUUCAUGCUUACAACUUUUCAAUUUUCUAGAUGUAUAUUGAUAGGAAUAGCAAAUGCCAUAGAUCUAGCUGAUCGUUUUCUUCCAAGACUCCAGUCAUUGAAUUGUAAACCUUUGGUUGUAACCUUCCGUGCCUACUCUAAAGAUCAGAUCCUUAGAAUUCUUUGGGAGAGGCUCAUGGAACUACCUUAUAUUGUGUUCCAAUCACAAGCAUUGGAACUUUGUGCCAGAAAAGUGGCAGCUGCAUCCGGAGAUAUGAGGAAAGCACUUUCUGUAUGCAGGAAUGCAGUGGAAAUGUUAGAGGCAGAGAUGAGUAAAUCGUCUAGCAGCCUGAGUUCGUCAGUGGGAGAGGCCACUGAUCAGCAGACACCUCCAGAUCUUGAAGUCUUCAAAAGACAACAAAACAUUACCGUCACAUUUCAGGUCAGGAUUGAUCAUAUGGCUGCUGCGUUGUCAAAGACAUUUAGAUCACCAGUAGUUGAUACCAUACAAUCUCUUCCACAACAUCAACAGAUAAUAUUAUGCUCUGCAGCAAAGUUUUUUCGGGGGAAAAAGAAGGAUACAACUAUAGAAGAGCUAAAUAAAUCUUACGUUGGUGUUUGCAAGUCAGCACAGAUACCACCAGUCGGCAUCUUGGAAUUUUUAAGCAUGUGCAGUGUGCUAAGUGACCAGGGGCUCUUCAAAUUGGUAGGCCAGUCACGGGAUGACAAAUUAAAAAGCGUAACGUUAAAAGUAGAUGGAUCCGACAUCACAUUUGCAUUGCAAGGAGUUCGUUUCUUUCGAAAUUGUCUCCAGUAAUGUCUGCUGCUGAUAUUGAGGUUUGAAGUGGUGUGCAGCCAUGGCCUUGAUGAUAACUCAACUGGGUCUUCUAAUUCUUUAAUGGGCACUUUUUUGUUGUCCAUAUAUAUUUUUAUUCGUUCAUCCUCAAUUGGGGAAAAGAAAAUAAUGUUUGUUAGCCUUAGAACUUGGAAUGAAUCAAAUUCUAAUUG